AUGGUACACACAUCAUAAGGGUGUACUAAAUUUCAAAAAGACUCAGUUCAAAUCUUUUCCUCUCAGAAUGAAUAAGUAAAGUUGAAUUAUGAGGAUGUGUUUAUGAGCAGAGAUUUUAGCAAUAUUUAAAUAAUUGACUAAUCACAAACACUUAGUUACAUUGAUCCAAUAAAACUAUUGGAAUAAGUCGAUUAUGAUUCCACUUAAAUUUUAGCAGUUGAUGUUUUAUAAUAGGAUCUUAGUUAUGAAUGGAAGAACAAAUUCGCAGCUUUGGUAAAAAAUAAUAAUAAACUCAAAAUCUCAAUAAGUAACCAGAUAAAUAGAGGUCAGAAGAGUAGAAUCCCUUAAUUUGACAAAUUCAGCACUGAUAUAGAUGCAGAUUUUUGUUUUGACUUAGCAUUUUUAUCUGAUUCGACCGUUGUUGCUGAUUGUAUUUAUGUAGAAGAAAAUGGAGGAAUGUAAAAUGUUAUGUUUUUUUGGGAUGAUGAAACCUAAACUUUUAUGAAAAGUGUGAAUGAUAAUUUAAUUGGCUAUACUUCUGCUACCAAAAGGAAAUUAUUAGCUGCUAAUAAGUAGUUAUUUAGAGCUUCUCUUUAUGAUUUGAAUCUAUAGUAGUAUAAUUCAGUCCUUGAAGUAUUUAAUCAAUAAGGUAUGUUGGAGUAUUAUCUUGAUUCAACUGCUCUGAAGUACUUAACCUCUACUUCUCAAAAUCUAUAGAUUGUGGAUUUUCGAAUAAGCACAGUAGGUUAAAUAGCUAUUUUAAAUUAUGAUGGAUGUGUUUUGGUGUUGAAUUAUUCAAAACGUGAAACUUAAUGGAAAUUAUUGCAUGAAUUCUAACAUGGAGAGAACGUAAAAUCAUUUGAUUUUAACUUCAAAAAAGUUGGAACAUAUGUUAUCAAUUAUGGAAAUAAGAUUCUAUUUUAGACUCUUACAGAUUCAUUUUCAUAAAUCUUAGACACACAAGUUGACUAAAUUUAUAUGGCAUAAUCAGUAAUAUUUACAUUAUCAGAAAAUAAAAUAAUAAGAACAUUUGAUUUGUAAUUAAGAAGCAUCUCCUAAAAGGAAGUACCAAAUAUACAGUUCUUAUUAAACGAUUACACAUAAGAUGAUAUCAUAGCUAUUAAAUAAUUCAACAUAGGAAGGUAUCUACUACUUAAUUAACACUCUAUAGUCCAUAAAUCAAAUAUAAUUUAUGAAGAUACACAUGUAUCUUAAAUUAUCUAAAAUCUGCCUAACAAUGAAAAAUGCACAUUUUAAAUACAUCAUUCGACAGUUUCAACAGACACUGAACGAAUCUUCGUAUCAGAAACAAAUCAAAGUUUAUUUUCUGGUGCGAUACCAACAUAUCCAAAAAAUGCUCAAAUCUAUUUAAAUGUUUAAACAAUUUAAGGAUAGAAUAUAAAAAUAAAAGCUUUAAAUAUCUCCAAUAAUUUGGUAAACCUCCACAUAAGUGUAAAAAAGUUUGAUAAUUCAAACAUUUAGAUUCAACCAAGCAAUAGUUCUUUAACCUUUUUCUCAGUUGCAUAAAUUGAAUAGGAAUAUUUGAUAGCUAAAUAAUUUAAUAAUGAUUGGGUUCAAUUUACUUAUUGCUCAAUUGCAAAUUCAACUUGUUAGAUUUUUUAGACUAUGAUAAAGUUAGACUAUUUAAGGCAGAAUAAUUCAUGCACUUGGUCUUCAUCCAAUACGAUGUUGAUAGCAUAUCCAUAAACAGAUCCAUAUACUCUUUUUGUAUUCACAAUGUAAAAUAAAAAAAUAUUCACUCAUACCAUCACAACUAAGAGCUAUGGUGAUAAAGUUUAAAAAAGCAAAGAAGUUCUACUUCUAUUAUCAAUAGCUAAUUCUACAAUCGAAGCCUACUAUUCUUCCUAUAUUGAUUUAUUGAGCCUCUUUGAGAUUAAUUCCUAAACCAUCUAGGCUUUGGGAGUAAAAAAAUGGGCUCCUUCAGGCAUUCACGCUAAUCCAUAGAGUACUAAAGUAUUUGUUAGGAAUCAGGAAGAUACUGAAGUGAUCAUUUUAAGUUGCUCUUUGAUUGGAUUUUCAAUAAUUGACAUCCUAACAUUUGAGGAUAAAGUCUAAGACAUUUUAAUAUUUGAAAAGUAUUUUGCAAUCAUGAUUGGCAAUUAAUAUUUAAUAUAUGAUAUGGUUUAAUAAGAGGACAUUCAUUUUGUCAGAUAGUUACCUUCUUUUGGCUAUAAAAUGAAUAUGGCAACGCGAUAUACUUAUGAUGGUUGGAUUUACAUAAUCUCUGAUAAUAAACUCUUGGUUUAUAAUGUAAACAAGUUGAAUGUUAAUUCAUUUUGGCAUAAAGUAGAUGUGUAUGAAGAAAGAUUUUUGACUGCUUUUGAUAAUAAAAUUUUUAUUAAAGAAGAUACAAUUAUUGAAUUUUAUCAUGAUUUCUAAAUAUAAUCUACUUGCGAAAUGAAAAAUUCACUUUUCAUCGAACAAAUUAAUAUGACAACAUUUAUUGAAAAUUAGAAUUAGAAUAUUAUUCUAUCUUCUGUUGAAACUAUAAGGAAUUUUCAAACUUAAAUACAAUUAAAUCAGGAUGAUUUGAAUGUGACUCAAUAAUUAAGUUAGAAAUAUUAGGAUUUUUGUGAAACAAUUUCAGAUGAUUGGAUCAAGAACUCGAUAGUCACAAACAUAGAAUUGAAUUGUAGAGAUUGUAAUUAUUAAAUUUAAUUACAACAAUAUCUAAACUUAAAUCAAAUCAAUUAUUUUGAAGCUGGAGUGGACAUCAAAGAUUUAGAUCAAAAUUAAUUGAUCAUUCUCUAUCCAAAUAAAUUUAUUAUUAUUCAAACAUCAAACAAAUAAAUCAUUCAAUAAGCCUAAUUUGAUUAAAAAUGCACUCAAAUAUUAUAUUCAUCAUCUUCAAAGAUUCUCUUAAAAUGUAACAUUUAAGAUUCCUUGUCUAUAAUGUAAUGGAGGUCUAUUGAUAAUACUUUUAAAGUUGAUAAAGAGAAUUUAAUCAUAAGUUCCAAAUUAAUCGAUAUAGCAUUGUUUGGGUAAGAUAUGUUUUUGAUUGAGAAAUAUUUAAUUGCUUUUUAUUAAUGUAAUGAAGAUUUUAGACUAAAUUAAUGCAAAUUAGUUACAAAUAUGCAGUUACCAGGAUAUUACAUGAAUAUCAUAUAGAAUACAUCCUAAUAUUACAUAUAUUAUUACGAUUACCAAUUAAAUAUAUUACCAUUUGACCCAAAGCAAAGCGAAUAAUAAAUUGAUUUAGAGAAGCAUACGAUUGAUAUUAAUAAAAUUAUAAAGAAUCAUGGAUUCUAAAAUGUAGAUGAGGAAUGGUUGAAUUUGCACAUAAUCAGCUCUGAAAUAAUUAAUUAGACUAUAAAGUAGGAGCUAUUGUUUAUAUCUUAAACAUAUUUACAUUUUUAAAUACAUGUCGAAUUGUCACCAAAAAAGGGUCAGUCAAAAGAGAAAUUACUUGUAUUCCAGAAUUAUGCAGAUUGGAUUGCGAUAAAGUCAAUUAGCUAUUAAAAUAAGGUGAUCAUUUAGUAUCAAAAAGAUGAAUAAAGCAUCCUAACACUAUAUCAAUAAAACUAAUACGAGGUUAUAAAUCCCAUUGGAGGAAUAGCAAUUCCAACUGAUUCAGAUUCUAAUUUCGAAAUAAUAAGUGAAUUAUAUUAACCAUUUCUCUAUAGUGUAGAUUAAAGUAAACAGAGAUAUUAUAACAAAUAUAGUCUUAAUGAUAAAUUGGAAUUAUGUAUCAAGGGAAAAAUAGAAAAUGAGUACUUGCAAUUUAAUGUAUCUAAUGGAUUCACUUCUUCGAUUGCUUCUGUCUAAUUACUUGUGGUAUACAAUUACUUUACAUUCUGGUAAAUAUGGGUACUAAUAAUUGUGAUAUUAAUUUGCUUUGGAAUUGGAUAUUACUUUUGGAGGAAAAGAUAGAAUGAAAAAAAAAGGAAGCUUUAUUUAAUAGAAUGA
Molecule: messenger RNA, 3927 nt
Organism: Paramecium tetraurelia
Lineage: Eukaryota; Ciliophora; Oligohymenophorea; Peniculida; Parameciidae
Exons: 2
Source: RefSeq, a predicted model, not a curated record